Nothobranchius furzeri (turquoise killifish) is the source of this 4450-nucleotide messenger RNA. RefSeq names its product leukocyte receptor cluster (LRC) member 9 (gene leng9). NCBI's taxonomy places the organism in Eukaryota, Metazoa, Chordata, Actinopteri, Cyprinodontiformes, Nothobranchiidae. Gene Ontology annotation, molecular function: metal ion binding. The record is from RefSeq and is a predicted model, not a curated record.
AAUGUCGUCUGUGAGCAGAUAGUUUUCAUAUGGGAAAAUGUGUUGCUAGCAUUUGACUUUACGAAGCGUGUUUCGUCGAAAGACAACAUAAAACUACAUUACCCAGAGUUAAGUUCGAGGAGGGUAAAGGUUACGAAUGAGUUGGUCAGCGUUUCUCUAGAGUGCUAAAAAGUACGGAGCUACAGAGGACCGUGUGGAAAAGGCAAAGCCCAACAGGGACGUAGGAGCCUUUCUGAACUGGGAAUGGCGUCAGACGGAUCAGGAGUUCCCCCAGAAUCCGCAGUGGACGGUGGAGGGACCCCCCCAGCUGAAACUAAAAGUAGGAAAGAUGCCCAACAAGCCACGAGAGAAUUGGUCGGCUUGAAUCAGAAGGGAUUAAAUCCAUGCCAGUUUUUCCUGAUGGGGAAGUGUCACUUUGGGAACCGAUGUCGUUUAUCACACAGUGACCCCUCACAGGAUGAUUCAGACGCUGCAUCCCCCGAUGCAGAUGACAAACAGGAUGGAGGAAAGAUGGAGGAUCGCAAGAAGAAAGAAGACAGUGUGAACAAAGUGGCAAAGUCGACACCUAAAGAGGAAAUAGCAGAGGUGAACAAAAAGCCCAGAAUGCGAACAGCUGAUGAUGUUAUCUCUCGCAUCCUGUGGGACCCAUCUGUGGAUUCCUCAGAGUUCGCGGUGGGCUACGUGGAUCGCUUCCUGGGUGUGCUGGAGCGGCCUUUCUGUGACUUCAACUGGGACACAAACCCCUGUGACUGUGACUACUCGUCCGAGCUGGCCCUGCCCAGACACAGGAUCCAGUACUUCACCUACAGAGGGCAACGUGUCUGGGACCGCCACAGCAGGACUGACAGGGUUUUUGGCUCCACUGGCCAAUCUCUGGCUCCCCCCUUUGGAAAGGAGGAGGAAGUAAAGGAGGGAAUUCACUCAGAAAACCUUGAUGCUGAAACAGCAGAAGAGCAGAGAGUUGCUGUGGGGGGGCAGGGUGAAGGCAAAACGUGUCCCAAAGACCGACACGAGGAAGACGAGGAGCUGAAUGGGAUGAAUCACACUUUCAACCCGACGCACGGUGCAGGAAACGUUUCGCAGGAACAGCGGGAGUCGUGUGCUGCAGAGGAGGCUGCAAAUAGGCUUCAGCCUUCAGAGCUUCCAGAUGAGUCGGCUGUAAAAGAGGAGGAGGACGGGCCUGCAGAAUGGGAAGAAAGCUGGGAAGAUGGAGACGAAUCCCAGAUCCCAGCGGCCUCUCCGGACCAGACGGAGGAGAGGCGGGGCGGACGUCCUCCUAAAAAGCAACCCACACACUUCAUCGCCUUCAGGGCCAACACUCCCGCCAUCCUCUCCUGUUUCCAGCUGCUGCAGGAGGAGCUGACCUCCCUGCUGCCCUCCUCUGCUCCUCACUGGCAGACUGCCUCCAAGCUCCACGUCACCUUGUGCCUCCUGGUGCUGAACGGCCCUGCCGAGGUGGCGGCUGCCGCUGAGAUCCUCCGUCAGUUCGCCCAUUUGGACCGCAACCCGCCCGUAGCCGUGACCUUCCCUGUGAAGCUGAAGCACUUUGCCGGGAAGGUGCUGUACCUGAGCCCCCAGCCUCAGCUGCACCUGCACCAGCUGAACUGUGGCCUACAGGAGGCCUACAGGAAGGAGGGCUGGCUCCACAGGAGCUCCUACAACCCACGGUACCACCUCACACUGGCUAAGGUAGAGAACCGGGACGGGCAGAAGAUCUUUGAGGGCGUGGGGGACCUGAAAGUGGGGAAGGGUUUGAACUUUGGUCGCCUGCCAGUGAACACCUUACACCUUUGUACGGUGGGUGGCUCCAGAGUGGACGGGUUCUUUGAGACGGUUUGCAAAGUGACUCUUCGAUGAUAAAGAAAGCGUCUCGUUAGCAAACACUACAGAGGACAUUAUGAGAUGAUUAAUUAACUUAUAACUAUAACAUUGUGGAGUCUUCACCAAUUCAGAGUGAAGAAUGUCGACGUCUGGCGUUCGCAGUGAGCGCAGGAACCUGGGGUGAGAAUGUUUGAAUGUUUCGUCUUCAUGGAAUGUCAACACGCGUUGAACAGAACCUUCUGGGUUUAGAAGGUCACCUAGAAACUGGAAUUAUUUCUGUAGAUGAAAGGUUAUGUUGAUCAAUAUAUAGGAGAAAAUUGACCCUUUUGGACAUUUACAUAUUGCAUCUGUUUAAAGAGGAAGUCACCCCCUACCAGAGUAUUACUCCACACCCACUUCCUGUUUGAAAAAUGCAACAAAUGCUGUUGCCUAGCAGACCGAGAGGGCGGAGCUAACAAAUACACACACACACACACACACACACACACACACACACACACACACACACACACACACACACACACACACACACACACACACACAACGACAUUGUUUAUGUUUAUGUAUUUAGCAGACGCUUUUGUCCAAAGCGACUUACAAGUGAUAAUCGGCAUAUUGCCCUUGAGGCUAACAACAACAAUAACAACAACAACUUGACAUCAGUCAUGGAGAGGAGGGAACAAGGAGUGGACGGUAGAGAGGUGGGAUGGGUGCAGGGAGGGUGCUAGUUUAGAAGAUGCUCUCUGAAGAGCAGGGUCUUCAGGAGUUUCUUGAAAAUUGAAAAGGAAGCCCCUGUUCUGGUAGUGCUUGGAAGGUCAUUCCACAUUUGUGGAACGAUGCAUGAGAAGAGUCGGGAUUGUCCUGAGCGUGGUGUAGGCACUGCUAGCCGACGAUCCUGUGAAGACCGGAGCGGCCGGGCCGAGACGUAAGCCUUUGCAAGAGGAUUCAGGUAGAUGGGAGCCGUACCAUCUCGGACUUUGUAUGCUAGUGUUAGCAAUUUGAAUUUGAUGCGUGCUGCUAGCGGUAGCCAAUGGAGCUCAGUUAACAGAGGGGUGACGUGUGCUCUUUUUGGCUGAUUGAAGACCAGACGCGCCGCUGCGUUCUGGACCAUUUGAAGAGGUCUCACAGUCCAGGCUGGAAGACCAGUUAGAAGGGCGUUGCAGUAAUCGAGGCGGGAGAUGACAGUAGAUUGCACCAGGAGCUGGGUGACAUGUUGUGUUAGGUAUGGUCUGAUCUUUCGUAUGUUAUACAGCGCAAAGCGGCAUGAACGAGCCACAUUGUGACAUCAUAUGGUACCAGCUAACAUUUAAGGGUACCUCUUAGCCAAUAGCGAUGGCAGAUUUAAAUUCUAAUGCAGUGCAGUUUUUACCUGACAACACAACGCUGACAGUUUUAAGCAGAAGAUUUAAAUUUUAACUGAAAUGCACUAAAGUGCAAAACUAUUGACUACACGUGUCUGCAGCACGAUUAGACACACAUUUAUGUAGUUUACCAGGAAAAUAAGUUGAUUUGGGGGUGACUUGCUCUUUAAGGGCUUAUAAUAAAAUAGUUGUGGGAGUCGGGCGAAUAGAAAUGUUCCACAUAAAUAAUAGCAUUAUGAUCUUCUUUCACACUGUCUUUAAUUCUAUUUAAGGAACAAAAUUCUAGUUUGUAUGGAGAUUUUAAGAUAGAAAAAUGUCGAGAAAUGAAGGCCGUCGGUCUUAAACUAGGGAUGCACCGAUACGAUACUGGUAUCGGUAUCGAUACCGGUACCAGUAUCGGUAUUGGUAAAAGUUAACGGAUACCAGGAGCUGAUACCAAUGCAGUUGCUUGAAAAUUGCUUCACUGUAACUUGUCAUUUCUGUUCGCCUAAUAUUUUACUUUUGUGAUGAUUUCCAUUCAUAUAUUUUACUUUUUAUCUACCUCAGUCUUUUCCUGUUGAAAGCAGAGAAGAAAAUAAAAUCUGUAUUCCAAAUCAUUGCAUUUUCUUGUGUGGUAGAAGUAUCGGUAUUGGUAAUCGGUAUCGGCGAGUACUCGGAUCCAAGUAUCGGUAUCGUAUCGGUUUGGAAAAAAGUGUUAUCGUUGCAUCCCUAUCUUAAACGUCAUGCAUAUAAUCCCAAAAUUACCCAAAUUAUCCGUUGAGCUGUUUUCAUGUUUUCAGAUAACAGAAUCAACAUAAAAAUGUUCAAAUUUAAGGUGAAAUCCGACAUUUUUAUCCAUUGAAAUUUGUCUUCGAUCAAAUGCAAAACAUCUAAGAUCUGAAAAGACGCACAGCUGUCCUCGUGCUUAGACCUUCUAUUACCAAAGUGUUCGAUUUGUUCAUCUGAUGCCGACCACCAUGAUGGUGUCUGUUUAUCAUGAUUUAAUUCAAGAUCACAGCUCACUAUUUGGAUGAAAAAUACACAGAAACUGACUAAUCAUCAGAUAUGUUAGAUUAAACAUUUCACGGCAGAUUUCUUUCACAAAUUUUAGUUUGCGUCUCUCUGAGCAUCAUCAUGAGUCGUGUAAUUAGUCAGUUUUCAGCCAUUAUUUGAAUUAAAAACUAAUUUUUGUAUUUUCUGUUCCUUUUAAUCUGGUGUGAUUUUAAGGGCUGCAGGCCCAACAUGUCUCUGUUUACUCUGGAUUAAUAAACUGUUCAUGGAGGGUAAAA